CACAUAAUUUUUCUAAUUAAUUGCAACAUGUUCGUAAAACUGGUAGUUUUGGCUUGCUCGUUGGCCGUCAGCCAGGCCGUAUGGAAUGGCCCUUUAGCAGGAGGCCAGCCGGCCCAUCUUUACCCAGCUGGAGUCAGCCCGCAGGCCUGUCCCAACUUCCCCAACUGCAACAACCCCGCCGUCGCCGCCAAUCCCCAACAGCCCGUCGCCCAGCAAUGGAACGCCCAACCCCAAUGGAACGCGCAACCCAACCAAUGGAACGCCCAACCUAACCAAUGGAACCCCCAGCCCAACCAAUGGAACCAGGGUCAAUACAACCCCGCGCCGGUGCCCCAACAAUGGAACAACGACGCCCAAGGCAGGUUGAACCGAGGCGAGUACAUUGGAGACGGUGAUUACCACGGCGAAGGUCUCGCUGAGGCUCUUGCACCAGGAUACGAGAACCAGCAGAUAAUCAACAGUUGGGAGAACUCGCAAGGCCAACAGCAACAACAGUGGAACCAGGGAGCGCCGCAGAACGCCCACGGCGUGGGACAGAUACCGGCUGGCGUGGACGCACGCUCGUGUCCCAACUACCCCUUCUGCUCGUAAGGGUGAAGCCGCCAGGCUGACGACGUGUUGCAUCAUUUCUUUAGCGUAAUUUCUCCUUAUCGUCUUCGACUCGGGCGCUUCAUCGCGCGGUUUUUUUUUCUUUUU
Molecule: messenger RNA, 696 nt
Organism: Phyllotreta striolata
Lineage: Eukaryota; Metazoa; Arthropoda; Insecta; Coleoptera; Chrysomelidae
Source: the annotation of a GenBank genome assembly